GAAGACUGAAGAAAAGAGCACUUAAGCGAAGUGUGAAGAACUGAAGAACAAUGAAUUCCUUAUUCGGAGGUCUCCUGUACCUCUUCUCCAUCCUGAUCUUGGAGGUCCAUGGAACUUACAAUUUGUACGGAUAUCAACCACAGCGAUACAUGCAAAGACCUGUUGCGCGACCACCCUUCAAUCAACGUUUACAGCCGAUUCAAAACACGCUCAAUCCAGGAGCAGGGACACACUGCAAAAGCCGUCCCCUGGACCUGGUCUUCAUAAUCGACAGCUCCCGGAGCGUGCGCCCCGGCGAAUUCGAGAAGGUCAAGACCUUCCUGUCCGACAUGGUCGACACACUGGAGAUCGGACAGGACGCCACCCGUGUGGCCGUGGUGAACUACGCCAGCACGGUGAAGAUCGAGUUCCUGCUCAAGACCUACUUCAACAAGGUGGACUUGAAGCAGGCCCUGUCGCGCAUCGAGCCGCUCUCCUCGGGCACCAUGACCGGCCUGGCUAUCAAGACGGCCAUGGAGGAGGCUUUCACUGAGGAUUCCGGCGCCAGGCCGCGCAGCAAGAACAUCUCCAAGGUGGCCAUCAUUGUGACGGACGGGCGGCCGCAGGACAAGGUGGAGGAGGUGUCCGCCGCAGCCCGGGCGGAGGGGAUCGAAAUCUACGCCAUCGGGGUGGACCGGGCAGAUAUGCAGUCCCUCCGCCUCAUGGCCAGCCUCCCGUUGGACGAACACGUCUUCUACGUGGAGACCUAUGGCGUCAUCGAAAAGCUCACCUCCAAGUUCCGAGAGACCCUGUGUGGUCUGGACCCAUGCUCCCUUGGCCAUGACUGUGACCACAUUUGCGUCAACAGCAACGCCUCAUAUUACUGCAAGUGUCGGGAGGGCUAUGUCUUGAACGAAGACAAGAAAACAUGUUCACUUGAAGUGAAAGCAGAGGUGGUUGAAGACCCUUGCAAGUGUGAGGCACAGGUAGCCUUCCAGAAGAAGAUGCAGUCCACCGUUGAGGAUCUGACCAAGAAAAAUAUCCUUUCAUUUCUCAGUGAAAGCAGCCCAUUACCUCUAGUCGCUUUGUUAGACCACUGUUCCAGAGCUAUUUUUGACUAG
This is a messenger RNA of Megalops cyprinoides (Indo-Pacific tarpon), 1100 nucleotides long. It is a transcript of the gene matn3b, whose product is annotated as matrilin 3b. The record is from RefSeq and is a predicted model, not a curated record. Lineage: Eukaryota; Metazoa; Chordata; Actinopteri; Elopiformes; Megalopidae. Bases 51 to 1100 code for a protein of 349 amino acids. Gene Ontology annotation, molecular function: calcium ion binding. The transcript is spliced from 4 exons.